Dermacentor albipictus is the source of this 1633-nucleotide messenger RNA. RefSeq names its product piggyBac transposable element-derived protein 4-like. NCBI's taxonomy places the organism in Eukaryota, Metazoa, Arthropoda, Arachnida, Ixodida, Ixodidae. The record is from RefSeq and is a predicted model, not a curated record.
UAUGUUGUCUACAAGACCAGCACAGUUUACUCACCCAAACAUUCAUCCACAAAAUGGGAUGAAGAGCCAAAGGAAGUUUCACUUUAACACUUUCGGGACCAGCCCAUAGGCCAUCGAUCAUAUAUGAUCGACGGUUUUGCGCGCACUGCCCCGUUCAAAUUUCCGCGCGCUUGGACAUGUAGCUCCAUCUAGGAGGUCGUCAGGAACUAGACUCUCGGUUUCGGCAUAGUUUCUUUCAUUUCCAGCAGGUGGCGAUACGCGAGAGAGAAUUUUCUCGAUUGCGGCGGCGGCGAACGCAGUGGAAAAUGGCGUCGUGCUCGCAUCCGGUCGCUCGAAAAGAACGCCGUCAAUCGCGCGAUUCCGCUGCUUCGGCAACGGAUUUUUUUGAUGAACCGAGCAGCGAAGAGUCUGAAGACGACUUCGGCAGCUCCGAUUUUAUUUCGGACUCCGAUUCGGAUGAUGAUGAGCCACGGACUUCAUCUAGUAGCCGAAGGGUCUCAACAAGCUACGGCAAUGAUCUGCUGCCGCCAGCGCAGAAGCGGAUUGAGUUUUCGCCGCGACGGGAACCUGGCGUGUACUUGGACGCAGAAGUGGGCGUGGCGCUCAGAAGCGGAUCAAAGAAAUUCUUGACUGCUCUGGACUUCUUUCUUCUGUUUUUCUCGAUGAAUGUGAUCGAAACAAUUUGUGACAACACGAACAAGUAUGCUUGGACUCACAUUUUGGAAAAACCAACGCAUGCUUGUUCCGAUGGAUCUUGGGAAGAAGUCACCCCAAGUGAAAUGCUAAAGUUUAUCGGACUCGUAAUUUACAUGGGCGUUGUGAAGGUUCCUCGGCUGAAGCUGUAUUGGAACGUAGGAGAUCUGUACAGCGGUCUGCUCCCACCACGGAUCAUGCGGCGACGCCGGUUCAUAGCUCUACUCGCAAUGUUGCAAGUUGCAGACUUGGACGAUGUCACUCAAAGUUCAAGAGGAAAGCUCCGAUACAUGUGGUGGCUCCUGCAACACAUGAACGAAGUGUCAGCGAAUCUUUUCCAGCCACAUCGCGAUCUUUCCGUGGAUGAGCGCAUGGUGAAAUCGAAAGGGCGGUCAGGCAUCCGACAGUAUAUCAAAGAUAAAGUAACAAAAUGGGGCUACAAGCUGUGGGUCCUAGCUGACCCUGGCACCGGAUAUACUGUGCAGUUUAGUGUGUAUACCGGUAAGCGUGAGCAGCCAGGGCCCCAUGGCUUAGCUUUCGACGUAGUUUGCCAGCUGUGUCACAGAUAUCUUGAUCAGGGCUACAGGAUCUUUAUGGACAAUUUUUACACUUCUACUAGCCUGUUCAGUCAUCUUCUCAGCCGAAAAACAUUGGCUUGCGGAACCACACGCAAGGAUCGCCGAGGAUUUCCUGCCGAACUGAAGGAUGCACGGUGGGAAAAAAAAGCUCGACGUGGCGACAUUCGAUAGUUGCGCGAUCAGAACAUCCUGUACCUUCAGUGGAAAGACCGGCGUGUUGUCAACAUGAUGAGCACGGUUCAUACUGCAAAUGACACGGUCACCGCAAAAAGAAGGGAAAGAAGGCAAAACUCCUGGACUCAGAUAUCUAUAACAAAGCCUCUGCUGAUCCAUGAUUAUAAUGCUGGCAUGCUAGGCGCAGA